Molecule: messenger RNA, 1234 nt
Organism: Cucurbita moschata (crookneck pumpkin)
Lineage: Eukaryota; Viridiplantae; Streptophyta; Magnoliopsida; Cucurbitales; Cucurbitaceae
Exons: 1
Coding region: 409-1002 (197 amino acids)
Source: RefSeq, a predicted model, not a curated record
AAAAAAGUAGCCGUUGCCGUCCAAGAAACAUCAAAGCUCUAUAAAGAGAUGAAUCCGAAGCAAAAAACCCAUGAAAUCUUCUCUAACAAAGACUCUCCAAAAUCCUCUGUAAAUGGGUUGCUGAAAAUCCCAUAAUAUCCAUUCAAAUAUUUGUUUUUUUAACUUUUUCGAUUCUGGGUUGUAUUUUUUUUAUGUUUUACAAGAAAUCCCAGUUUUUGUUUGUUCAAAUCCAUACGAAAUUCUUCACAAAAUUCAAUCUUUUUGCGAAUUUGUUGUAAAUUUCAGAAGUUUUAGUUUCAAUUGGGACUCUGUUUUUUUUUUUUUUUUCUGUGUAACUGUAGCUUGUUGAUCUUGUGUAUUUGAUAGAGUUUUGAAUUUUUCAGGUUCAGAUCUUUGUGAAUUGCAGCAAUGGAGGGAGUUUUGAUUCCAUUUUCUGCUGAGAGAUCUCGCAGUUUAAAAUCCCGAAAUUUCUUUCCGGCCACCGUCCACGACGGUCUUCUCAACGUCCCUCCGCCGGCCGUCCCAAAUUAUAGUCACCGCCUCCGCCAGCAACCGCCUCUCCUCCCUCUGCCCCGCCGUCCGUUUCCCCCUACGGCAGUCGGGGCCCCGCCGUCGUGCCGCCCAAAGGGUACGAAAUCCAGAGAUCAGUCUCUUACCCCAAAAAAAUCAAAACCAAUUAAACGAAGUAGAGGGCCUCCGGCGUUGAAAUCGACGGCGGAGUUUAUGAUCGUUGAUUCCACGAAUCGACUGGGGCCGGAGCCGAGCCACGUACCUAAAGAUUUAUGGAGAGUUUUAGGAUUACGGUCGUCGGCGCCGCCGAGAGAAGGUGGCCGGCGUUUUGAGACAGAAUUUUCGGGGUCAGCGUUCGGCGUUUCGCCGCCGCCAAGUAGCGUUCCGCUUCCGAAAUUCACUCUCAGGCGGGAGAUGAGUUGUAAUGUGGAGGCCGCCGGAGUGGAUGCCGGAGCAACCGACAACCUCAGGCGAUUAUUGCGCCUCCGAUGAAGAAUUGUAGUAUAAUUAGUGGUUUAGUUGAACUUUCCGGCUAAUUUUUGUUCCUGUUUUUGUAAGGGUUUGAUGACCUCCUUGGUUUUUAUGAAAAUGGAGGUGCACAGACCAAAUCCUGAAAUCUCCGCCUGCAUUUUUUGGUCUAAGGAGAUUGCUUUAUGUUUAUUAUAGCAAUUAGGGUUUGUGUAAGUCCAAUAAAGAAGGUAGUACAUUAGUUUGUUUAUGUUUA